CGAGUGCAGCAACUGUAAAGAAGCAGCAAUUGCUUGAAAUGACUCUGGACGCAAGUUAGAUUUGAAGCGAAUCGGGGUGUUGGUGCAGAUAUACAAUACAUUCUGACUCGUAAUUUGUGGUGCAUUUUGGAAAGCGAUUGAUGUGCUUUGACUUUCAGCAAGAAAAACUAAAAGAAAAAAAAAAUCUUUAUACUACGCACAGAGGAGUCCUUGGCAAUUUAAACCUCGGAAGUCAUGUGUGCUUAAUCGAAAAUCACAAUGGACUGCACACUUUCAAUGCGCUUUUCUGUAAAUACCUAAUAAUGCUUUCGCUAUGUUUUCUCAAACAUUGCACCUGUUACAUUUUGAACUGCUGUAUUUCAUUCAUUUUUUUUCAGUAAUAGAGCAGACAAAGAAUACCUUUUUUUCUGGGAUUGAUGUGCACCAUUUCAGCUAAAAUCCCUAUAAUGUGGAAAAGUAUCGUUUAUAGUGCCGCAUAUAAAUCUAGCAAUUUACUACUGCAAUACUUCAAAAUACACUGACAGAAGACACAUUAAAACGUAUAAUCUACUAAAUACUGCAACUUGUUUCAAUCUCAUCUGACAUUAAAGACAUUUCAUAAAAUGCAAACUGUUGUCCAAAAAUAAAACUAACAACUGCUGGAAUACAAACAGAAAACAAACAACGCGGAAAUGCAUGAACGAGUUUCACUCUAAAUAGAGCUUAUUAAACUGCACAGUCAUUUUUGAUAGAAGAUACUACAAAAUUACUGGACCCCCGUGUGGUUGCAGAGUCUUAAUAUGUCUACAGUGGAAAUGGGACCAAUGGACUUGGAUAGGCAAGUGAACCUGACAGUGGAGGAUGACUAUAGAUCAUUAAUAGACUCUAGUAUACCUGUAUGCUGCACAAACUCUACAACUCCAUCCUUUGACCACCUCCCACCAGAUCUGGAAGACAGCACAAAGCUGAUUGGCGUGCAAAUCGUACUUAUAGCAGCUUACUGUACCAUUAUUCUUCUAGGGGUUAUUGGCAACUCCUUGGUCAUCUAUGUUGUAUUUAAGUUUAAAACACUGCGCACUGUUACAAAUUUUUUCAUUGCAAACCUUGCUGUGGCAGAUUUAUUGGUAAAUACUUUGUGCCUGCCAUUUACAUUGAUCUACACCCUUGUAGGCGAGUGGAAAUUUGGACAAGUGUUGUGCUUUAUGGUCCCAUAUGCUCAAGGUUUAGCAGUGCACGUAUCCACGGUAACCCUAACUGUCAUUGCUCUAGACAGACAUAGAUGCAUAGUCUAUCACUUUGAGACCAAGAUGUCCAAGGAGACUUGCUUUAUUGUCAUUGGUAUUACAUGGAUGAUCAGUGCAGUACUAGCAAGCCCACUGGCCAUCUUUAGAGAGUAUGGUACAUUCCACAUAUCCCCUGAUAAAUCUAUUCAGUUUUGUACUGAGAAAUGGUCUGAUAACAACCGAGAUGGCACUGUAUACAGUAUCUCAAUGCUGCUGCUGCAAUAUGUGUUGCCACUGUCAAUCAUUUCCUUUGCAUACAUCCGAAUCUGGAGUAAACUGAAGAACCAUGUAAGUCCAGGCGAAGGGAAUGUUCGACACCACAGAAGAAGGAAAACCACAAAAAUGUUGGUUACCGUUGUGGUAGUGUUUGCCGUGAGCUGGUUGCCAUUUCAUGCUUUUCAGCUAGGAAUUGAUAUUGAUAACAAUGUCUUAGAUAUGAAAAAUUUUAAAUUAAUGUAUACCAUAUUUCAUGUAAUAGCUAUGUGCUCUACCUUUGCCAACCCAUUCCUUUAUGGGUGGAUGAAUAAUAACUACAGAAAUGCUUUCAUAACUGUGUUUAAAUGCGAGCAGAGGGUUGAUUCUAUCCACCUGGAGGGCCAAGUGGAGUUCAGUACAAAAAAAAAGACCUUGGAAGCAGAAGAUAUAGCCAGUGCGAAUGGUCACUCAACCAAACGACAUCCCACCAAUGUUUGAAGUUGAUAAGAAGACCACAUAAAGUCAUUGUAGAUAUACACUCCUGAAUGUAAUACUUACAUGUUUGUGUUGUUUAAGGGUCAUACAGGUUUUAUUUGAAUGUCUUCACUAUUUCUCUGGUCUUAUCAAUGCCGGUAACACACACAGGGCCCUAUUUAGCAAUGUUCGCAAACCCCUAAGGUAAUCUCAAAACACCUUUGCGGACAGUUAGCGCACCGAAAUCAGGCGCGCGUGUGGGCAAACAGACUUUGCCCACAUGUGUGACUUAGCAACCGUGUUUCAGUGCCCACCCGGCAAGUCAGCGUUAGCGCUGGACAUGGGCUGAACUUUAGGGGAGUAUCUCAUUUACAUACAAAUGUAGCGAUUUAGCAAACCAAAAACAGUGUUAGCAUUUGCGUUUCAGUUGACGUAAAAACCAGGUCUAAACUGUGCACAAAUUACAUGGUCGACUAUAAAUACCGCUGAAACUACCAGGGUAGCAGGUAAAGAAAAGAGAGAGAAUAAAAUAGCAAUAGAGUCCGCACUGAAUUUCUAUGUUGGCAGACAUCUGUCUUUUCUUUAUUUUUUCUUUUUUUUUUUAUUUAGUCAUCGCCAAUUUUUUACCCUGGUUUUCUCCCCAAUUUAGUAUGCCCAAUUAUUAUCUGUAUCCUCGGCUCACCGCUCACAAACCCCCUGCCGACUCGGGAAACGGCGGCUGGAACACUCGUCCUCUGAAACGUGCUCUUGCCAAGCCGUCAUUUUUCGCACUGCAGAUCCACAGCGAUGCCACCAGACCUAUAGUGCCGAAGGACAACACAUAGAUCCGGCGGCUCCACUGCAGAACCACAGGCGCCCUAUCGGCCACAGGGGUCGCUGAUGCGCGGUGAGCCGUGGAUUCCCCUGCCGACCUCCCUACCCGGGCAGCGCUCAGCCAAUUGUUCACCGCCCCCUAGGAACUCACGGUCACGGUCGGCUGUGACAUUCGAACUUGCGAUCUCCAGGCUAUAGGACACAUCCUGCACUCUGCGCGGAGCGCCUUUACUUGAUGCGCCACUCGGGAGCCCCAUCUGUCUUUUCUAAGCCUGUCUGGCACAAAAUGCAGCAAUUUUGCCCCAACAGACAGACAAUCACUGGCAUCUGCCAACUGCUUCAGGCUGACCUGGAAGGAGACAUGCGGAGAGCACACUGUUUACACUCUGUAGCACUUAGAGUACCCGCUGCACUAACAUUUUAUGCCACUGGCUCAUUCCAACAUACUGUGGGUUACUGUAAACAAUAAAUAUUUGCGAAUCACACACAUAAAACCUAUUUUGCUCCAGAAAUGUUGGUAACCUGUUGCAAUACAUAAAGUAUGUAUUGUUAGUGGAAUUAGAUUUCGUGCCAAACAUGUUAUUAUUUUAUUUAUUUAUUUUUCAUUCACGAAAAACGCAUAAUGAAAGGCAUGCAAAUAUUUAUGGCUUUACAGUAUACUGCAGACAUAAGCCAGUUGGCUUUAUCAUGUGCAGUGUGAGGUGUAUCUGCAGCUUUAGUAAAGCGGGCAGGAGAAUUAAUCCAUUUCCCUGUCUCACACGAGCUGCAACAAAAUACAAAGCAGGGUUUUCUUGAGAGGUAUGGGUUUCCUGGUGUCCUGGGAGCCAUCGAUUGCACACGUGCAGCUAUGCACACCAACACAGAAUAGGCACCUCUACAUAGAUCAUAAGGGAACCUAUUUUGUCAACGGGCAAGAACUGUGUGAUGCCAACAACUACCUUGCAAAUGUGUAUGCAAACUAUCCUGGCUCCGUUCAUGACUCGUUUAUCCUCGCUAAUUUGCAGGUGGAAGCUGUGUUUCAGCAGGAAGACUCAGUCUGAGAUGCUGGUUGAUAGGGGACAACGGGUAUCCACUGAAGUGGUGGCAACUGACACUGCUACUCAACCCCAUUACCCCUGCCAAACAGAGGUAUAACCAUACCUUUAAAUGUGCUUGUACUGUGAUUGAGCUAAUAUUUGGAAUCCUCAAAAUGCGAUUCUGAUGUUUGGAUGUCUCUGGGGGAACACUACAGUACACUCCUCAGAAGGUUAGCAAUGUCCUCCUGGCUGGUUGUGUUUUACAUAACAUAUCUCUCCGUAAUGGAUGUGAUGUUGAACUUAAAGAGGAAAGAGUACAGGGUUUGAGGGAAGCAGAUGCUGAACUUGAAGCCCCAGUGGUGGAGGUUGCAGAUGCUGAAAGUGCCAGGCAGGUCAGACAAAGCCUUAUAAAUUACUUUUUUUUAUUUUGUAAGUAUUCACUUUCCACUGCUAAAAAAAAAACAUUCGUAGCCUUGCUUGAGAGGCUUGGUCAUCCUCAUCAAUUUGGCUGCUGGACAUAUUUAAUUUUUUGGCUCUUCUUUUUUUUGGAAUUUGAAAAUGCCCUCCGUUCGCUAUCGCAGACACACAGGAAAUGUUGAAUCCUUAUUGGUUGUAAAUUUACAACUGUGAUUUUAUUGACUGGGCGCAUGAUUCGCUAUUUGAUAUGCAUUAGCCCAUGCAUGAGACCCAACUUCUAAAUCAUGUUUUCGUGUGCUAUCGUGGCGGUUCGCUAAAGUUGUCAUUUUUGCCCUAGCGAAAGCGGCUGCACACAUAUUUGCUAAAUAGGGCCUACAUACUAUAAAGACAUGUACAUAUUUUUCUUUCCUCUACUUCUAGCUUCAGAAUUACAGUUUAUUAUCUCAGAUAAUAAUUGCUAUGUUCUGUUACAGAGAACUCCAAUAGUUAGUGAAUUAAUAUCUGAGGUUCUAACUUCAUAUGCGGCCCAUUAAUAAAGUUACUUUACUGCCAAUUAUAUUUUUACUGCCUGACAGAGGAUUUCAGGUGGCUGCAUGUUAAGCAAUGGUAAAUGUUAUGGCUAUAAUUGUGUGUUUUGAUGAGGCCUUUUGAAAAGUACAAGCUUUUUUGUAACACAACUCUUUGCCAUUCAUGUUGAAAAAUUACCCUGAAUAAAGCACUUGAAUGUAGGCAGUUCUUUGGUUUUAUGUUGAAGAAAAGCUAAUGAAUCAUGAAGCACUACUGUAAUUACAUAUGCAUGAUAAUACUGUGCAAUUAUUCUGGCAAAGUAGAGCAAUAUGUGGCUUAUGUAGUGACACAAGGUAGAGUAUGGUAUUAACUUAUAUUUAGCAUUUUAAUUGUCAGCAAUCAUCCUUUUGAUGAACAACAUCACCCAUCUUUAUUGCAUUAAAAGAGGCUUAAAAGCAAACAGACUUGUGGUGUACAAAUUAUCAGUACAGUACUCAGCAGUGAUAAGCGAUGAUGCAAAAUAUUAAACUGCAAUCCUAUAACUAUACCUAUUUAUUUGGACAUAAUUUGAAACUACUAAAACCAUUUUUUUUUUAAAUUGAUAAAUGCAUUUAUAUAUUUAAUGUAUUACAUAAAAAAGGAAAAACAAUCAAUCACCAGUAUUUAUGCUGCUAAAGCUAUCAAGCUAUGUGGUCUAUGUAACUGAUCUCAACAGUAUAACUGAUCUCAACAGUGGUGGUCAAAAUAUUGCCAGUGUUUAAAUAUUAACAUAUUAUUAGAUAAAUUGGAUGGAUCCCAGUGUUUCUUUAUUUUGAUGUAAAUGGAUUGUUUGUGAUAUCUUUAAAGACAUCUUAAAUCAAGACAGAUAUAGCCAUAUUCACACAGCAAUUACCCACUUCUAAGUUUGCUGUAUUUUUUAAUGAGUAAAAAUGAACUGCAAUACUCAUAGCAUCGAGAAAACAACUAAACAAUGUUGUUAACAGUAAACAGUUGUCACGUGUUGGUAUUUAUAUUGUUUUUUAAACACCACAACUGUGUCAGUUCUACUUAGUUAUUAUUGUUAUUACAUUUUAAUUGUGUCAGGUAAAUGGCUUUUAAUGUACUGUAUCCUGUCGGAUGUUUUCUUGAAAUAGUUGUGACUUGCAUGAAUUUUAAUUUAUACUGUAUGUAGCCUUCUUGUUGUCUGUAACAGAAUGUUUAUUUUACCUUUUAGUACUUAAUUUAUAU
Acipenser ruthenus (sterlet) is the source of this 5911-nucleotide messenger RNA. RefSeq names its product neuropeptide Y receptor type 2-like. The transcript has 2 exons. Gene Ontology annotation, molecular function: neuropeptide Y receptor activity. Lineage: Eukaryota; Metazoa; Chordata; Actinopteri; Acipenseriformes; Acipenseridae. Gene Ontology annotation, cellular component: membrane. The record is from RefSeq and is a predicted model, not a curated record. Bases 780 to 1955 code for a protein of 391 amino acids. Gene Ontology annotation, biological process: G protein-coupled receptor signaling pathway.